AUGAAUAAUAAAAAUCAAGGAAAUGUUGUUUAUGGCCAAGAAUUGGCCCAUCUUCUUAGGGACAAUAUCAAUGAAUCAACUAGAUAUAAGAAGAAGUUGACAACAAUAUUAUUGAAAAAGGAAAGCUUUUCCUUUUCAUUUCCUACACAUUUUGAUGUAACAUGUUUCUCUGGUAUAGACAAUAUGUUGUCUAAUCUUAAGUGUUGGGAUGUUGAAUGUCGAAAAAGGAAUUCAGGAAUGUGUGAUACGUUCUAUACACAUGACAUUGUAACUGGUGGGCAAAAACUAAGAUCAGUUACAGAAGUUGUAAAUCGUUUACUUCCUAAAGAAUAUGCCAAGUUAGAGAAAAGGAAAAGAAAGAUAAAGGUGGACAGUGAAGUUGAGGAUAUGGAUAAUAAUGCUAAAACUGAGGUUAAGAGUGGUGAUUUGCAUCUUCCUAGUGCUUAUGUACCUAAAAAGAAGAGAAACUAUAAAAAGAGGAUCCCAAAAGAAAAACAAGUUGAAAAGGAGAAUAAUAUGGCAAUUAGCUCUUCAACUUAUCUUAAAGAGACUCUUGAAGACCAAAACAACAAUCAAGUAGUUGAAAAUAAUUUUCGGCCUUUUAUGAUUGAGGACAAAGUGAACAAUCCAACCGUUGAAAGUAUUUCUUGUCCUCUAGAAAUCAAGAACAAAGCAAACAGUUCUCUUGAAAAAGAAUUUUCUCCUCAUGAGAUCGAAGAAAAAGAAAAUAGUUCUAAAACCCAAGUCAAAUUGAUAGCUAGUUUUAAGAAUGAUCUAACAUUAGCUGAAGACAACAAUAACUGUGAUGUCUUGCCUGAGAUUACUGAAGAUUUUUCUGAGUAUGAAGAUCUCAUAGCAAUUUUUCUUAAUAAUUUUUAA
Messenger RNA from Vicia faba (fava bean), 879 nucleotides. The record is from the annotation of a GenBank genome assembly. NCBI's taxonomy places the organism in Eukaryota, Viridiplantae, Streptophyta, Magnoliopsida, Fabales, Fabaceae.